CCGGUACCCGCCGCUGAGCAGAUCGGCGGGGAGGGGAGGGAGGCGAUGUCCUCGCUGGUGAAGGAGGAGCUGGCGAAGAGGCUGUUCGGCCCCCGGCGGCAGCGGCUGCACGAAUUCAUCGAGGUGGAGGGCUCGGGCGCCGGGCGCUGCUACCUUUGCGCCGCAGUGACUAAAAGUGAAGAAGUAGAAAUAUGUAUGGUUAAACACUUGCGAGUGGAUCGAGAGGAGAAAUAUGAAAUAGUUGAAAAGUGGUUUUUGAAAGAUCUGGAGAUGAUUGAUGGAAAAGAAGCAGAUACUGAUAAUCCAUGUUUUGAUAUGCACUUCCACAAAGUCUACAAUCUGGAAGCAUAUAGUUGUGCAUCUAAAUAUACAUUUGCCCGAACCUUAAACAAACUGAAUGAAAUGUACCUUAAGAAAGACUUGAAGAUUGUGAACUUUGAUGACACCUACCUAAAUGAUGAUUCGAUCUGGUCAUCCAACAAUAGGGAUUGCUUAGUACUUAUGAGGAUAUGCUUCUAUGCUUCAAACCUUUUAUGUCUCUCACUAUGUCCUUUGUCCUAAAGAUGCAUUUUCUAACAUUAAGGUGACUGGUUGACUUUCACUGACCAGCAUUUCAUAAAUAAUCUGAACAGAAAGAUAACAAGUGAUAUGCACUAUCUGCUUUUUAAUUUUACAUAUAAGUAAAAAAUGGAACAAACUUUUACAUAGAUGAUUGACCAUUAAUUUAUAUAUAUGAGGGCCUUACUCUGGCAAAUACUGACAAAUAUAUGAGACUUUCAACAUAGGAUCAGUAAUUCUCAUCAGUGGUGAUUGCUUAUGUAAGUAGAGCUCAGCAUUUGCUCAUGUUCGUGGAGGUAUAAAUUAAUUUUUAUUAAUAGCUGGAAAUAUUUUUAAAGCAUUAAGAGCAUUAACAGUUAAUUUUUACAUCCUGGAAGUAGAAAAAAGAAAGCAACCAAAUGAGUUCUGUACUAGGAUGAUGCACAUUUCCAUUUUAACUCCAUUAAAGAGAUUACAUCUACAUCAAUACAAGAAUCAAACCUGAACAUCCUGAUGAAUCGGAGUUUUGCAUUCAGGUAUCAUGGGACCAACUUUUCACCUAUGCUGUUACAAUUCUUUUUCCCUCAGGACAUCUAAUAUUCCCUCUCACCCUUCCACUAUUUGUGGUACUGUCUUUCAAACAGAAAAUUAAAGUUCUUCAGCAGAAUUUCUUUAUAUACAAGAACUUUCAGAACUUUUUUCUUUUAUAUCGUUAACAUCAUCUUCCUUGCAUUUUAUCUAUAUGAACAGGCCCAGUUAGGGAACAGAAACAGUUUACUCAUGUCUCUUCUCUACCUCUGGACCAAAAAUUAACAAAAUACUAUGUAAACAGCAGUUGUUGGCUACUACAAUUGCUUUGUAGGCAAGUGAUAGAAAUUUUUUCACCAGUUUACAGCUAUGUGUUGUCAUAUUCAGUGCACUACUUAAGCGCGUAUUAGUACUUAGAGUUACGUUUAACAUGGGGUGGAGUCUACUGAAUGGUUUGGAAGAUCUCACCCAUAACAAAAACUCAUGGCUGGACUUGUGACAGCAUUAUACUACAGUAGAAACAGGAUGAAUUAAAGCUGUAUAGAACAAGAGCUGAAGAGGAAAAAUGUUAACAAUGAGAAGCACAGUGAUAUUGCCCAGUGUCAGUCAGCUAAGCUAGUUGGCUGCUCUUCCCAUAGCCAAGAGAGAAAGAAAUGCCAACCCAAAAGGUGUUUAGGAGAAGCUUCUGGUCAAAAUGGAGAAAAUUCACUUUCCCUUUUGGCAGCCAAGAGAGUACAGGAAGACUAGCUGUGGACUAAACCAGCUACGUACCUACAGAUGACCAAUGUAAAUAGCUCCUAGGAAGUCACAAGCUGGUUACUAUCCUGUCUCCGUACCUACCAUCUGUAAAAUGGGAUAGUUACACAAGGGUAUGUGAUUUGUACUUCACUGUUGUCUUUCACAUGGACUUCAGCCUUUGAAAACAUUUGUGUAAAUGUACUUUGGAUUCAAAAUCGAAAUAACAUCAAAUAAAGAUGAAUAUAUUUGAAAAA
Molecule: messenger RNA, 2057 nt
Organism: Tyto alba (common barn owl)
Lineage: Eukaryota; Metazoa; Chordata; Aves; Strigiformes; Tytonidae
Gene: EXOC1L
Product: exocyst complex component 1 like
Exons: 3
Coding region: 46-561 (171 amino acids)
Source: RefSeq, a predicted model, not a curated record